Molecule: messenger RNA, 1895 nt
Organism: Chaetomium strumarium
Lineage: Eukaryota; Fungi; Ascomycota; Sordariomycetes; Sordariales; Chaetomiaceae
Exons: 3
Coding region: 355-1521 (388 amino acids)
Biological process (GO): tyrosyl-tRNA aminoacylation
Cellular component (GO): cytoplasm
Molecular function (GO): ATP binding; tyrosine-tRNA ligase activity
Source: RefSeq, a predicted model, not a curated record
AGAAGAAAAAGUUCCAAAAUUUUGGCAGCCGGGCGCAGAAUAUAUAGACUGGUACAGGUGGUCUGUGCACGCCUGCAAACUCUCCAAGACCCACAGCGGUAGGUUCCACUCUAUGGAUCCUGCCAUGGGCGGUGACCAGCGGCAAUUUGGCAAGACGACCGGGAACCCCGCCACGGCGCUCCCGACCCCUCGCUGAAUCGCAGCCGAACCGGAACCCCACCAAAAUUUGAGUCUACAACAUCGGGUAAUUGUGAGUCAACUGUUUGGGCCACCUCUAUUUCUCCUUGGACAAAUCAGCGGCUACAGGAAUUCGGCAUCCACUAACUACAGCGACAAGUCAGAACUCAGCACACAAUGGCGGCCCCGGAUUCAGACAAGAGAUUCACUCUUAUCAAGGAGAACCUGGCCGAGGUUCUCAACGAGGAGAUCAUCAAGAAGAUCCUCGAUGAGGGGAAACACCCCAAGAUCUACUGGGGUACCGCGACCACAGGCCGUCCACACUGCGGCUACUUCGUCCCCGCGAUCAAGAUCGCCCAGUUCCUCGCCGCUGGCUGCGAUGUAACGAUCCUGCUCGCUGAUAUCCACGGCUUUCUCGACAACCUCAAGGCGCCGCUCGAACUUGUCAUGCACCGCGCCGAGUUUUACCGGCACAUCAUCACCACCAUGCUCCAGGCGGUUGGCGUGUCGACAGAGAAGCUCCGGAUCGUGCUCGGAAGCUCGUACCAGAAGAGCCCGGAAUAUGUGAUGGACGUGUACAAGAUGGCGUCUCUGAUAUCGGAGCACGAUGCGAAGAAGGCAGGCGCCGAGGUGGUCAAGCAGACGGAUAAUGCGCCGCUAAGUGGCCUGCUCUACCCAAUCCUGCAGGUGCUGGAUGAGCAGUACUUGGAUGUCGACGCACAAUUCGGCGGCAUGGACCAGCGGAAACUGUUCACAGCGGCGAAGGAGUGGUUGCCAAAAGUCGGCUACAGGGAGCGUGCGCACCUGCUGAACCCCAUGGUUCCUGGGUUGCACGGCGGCAAGAUGAGCUCGAGCGAUCCCGACAGCAAGAUCGACCUGUUGGACCCUCCCGAGACCGUCGCCAAGAAGAUCAAGAAGGCGAUUGCUGCGCCGCAAGUUGUAGAGGAGAACGGACUGUUAGCUUUCAUCGAGUUCGUCUUGCUGCCUGCAGCACGGCUACGCGGCGAUGGACAGUUCCGUGUCGACCGUGACCGGGAUGGGUUAGAGCCACUGGUCUACACGGAUAUCGAGAAGAUUCGCGAGGAUUACAAGAACGAUGUGUUAACCCCGCAACUCAUUAAACCUGCUGUUGCACGGGAUCUCAACGCGCUCCUGGCUCCCAUUCAAGAAGCGUUCAAGGCUUCUAAAGAGUGGCAAGAAAUUGCCGAGAAGGCCUACCCACCACCCCCGAAGAAGGAGAAGAAAGUCAAGAACAAGGGUACCCGCUACCCCGGCAACAAGGAGCAGAGCGAAUCGAAAGACCAGGAGCUACCGAUUCGGCCGAACGGGGAAACUCCCAAUUGAUAGAAGUGAUGGAUGCUACUGGUGCAUUGAAAAAGGCAAGAACAAAGCACAGGACUAUGAAGACGCAGACACCUUCCACUCCAUACAGUCUGUGCGUCUGGCAGAGGACAGCAAUCUACGGACUUCCUCGUCGGUCAUCGGGCUGUUGCCGACUGCCCGACCAACUUGACGUCGACUUGUUCACCGGCCGGAAAUGGCCCCGCCUUAGAGCCGAUCUAUGAGACAUCAUGUGAGCGUAUCGGCCGGAUGGUAUCGGGAUCGUACCGGAGUCUCGAUAGGAGAGUUAGACGUUUGGUGGACGCCGCUGGGCUGGGAUCUAUGUCAGCUUCAUACAGUAACUGCUAUAGACGCAAUUACAAUCUCAAUUCCGGGGA